AUGCCGGUAGAGGAGGCCGAAGAAAGGCUGUGGAGGAGCCUGGGAAGUACAUCGCAGGUCUCAGGGACAUCUGACAGGAACACCAGCCCACCACAGCACUAUCAUGUUGUUGAUGGUUUGCAUCGUCUGACCAAAGAGGCAUCACAAGAUCCAACUGUCGAGAUGAAGCAAAUAAUGAGAUAUGGCUGGAGGGAUCCUUUGCCAGCAUCUGCAGGACAGUUCUAUGUCAUCGCCCCCUGCAGACAUACAAGGGACAAAAUCUCCCGGCAUCUCUGGCGUACUUGGCGACUUAUUAGCAUGUAUGGGAUCAACCUCAAUCCAACCUUGGGUGCUGCAUUCAUCGGGAUUUUCUUCUAUGGUAUCACUGCCCUUCAGACAAUUUACUAUUUCAUGACAUAUCCGAAAGACAAGCUUCACUUGAAACUUCUAGUGUUCAUACUGUGGAUUCUGGACACGACAUCCCUUGCAUUUGUGGCACACGGUGUCUACACCCUUCUCGUUCUUGAUUUUGGCAAUUUCUUGGCAUUGGAAUAUGCGGAGCCCAUGGUGUUGGUGACUAUUGCUUUGAUCGUUCAUCUGUUUCUAGUCUACCAUAUCUGGACAUUGAAUCAAAACUGGUGGAAAUAUGCUAUCUUUCUGGUGCUGUUCUCUAUUGCUCCUUUCAGUACAUAUUGCAUGAGCGUGUUAACAUCUCUCGUUGGUGUUCUAACUGCUGCUACCAACGUAUAG
Laetiporus sulphureus 93-53 is the source of this 729-nucleotide messenger RNA. RefSeq lists its product as uncharacterized. Lineage: Eukaryota; Fungi; Basidiomycota; Agaricomycetes; Polyporales; Laetiporaceae. Bases 1 to 729 code for a protein of 242 amino acids. The transcript has 14 exons. The record is from RefSeq and is a predicted model, not a curated record.